CUUUAUUCCAUUUUUUUUAUCUUUCUUUCUUCUUCUUUCUCCCAAACGCUCUUCUUCUUCGAUCUCUUUUUUUUUUUUUUUAUUACUUCUCUGAAGCCAUAAGAGUUGAAGAAUUCAAAGGAUUGAUCUGACUAUAAACAGAAACUUCCAGAGCUUGGUGAAGGAGCAGCCACCCUAACUUUUCAAUCCCUAAAGGUGAAGUUUUUGUUCUUCUUUUUCUUUGAUUCUACUCUUUUUUUUGUCACCAUAGCGAAAUAGCGAUCUGGGUUGGCGUUUUUAUCGACGGAUUUUGGUGGGUUCGUGUUAGAUUUUGGUGGGUUUGAGUUGGUGUUAGAUUUUGGUGGGUUUGGGUUCGUAUUAGAUUUUACUUUUACAGAUUCAUGUAUGUGUUUGAUCUUAAUUAGUAGCUUUGGUAAUACUCAAAUCCAACUAGUAAUUGAUCUUAAUUACGUGACGUUGAUAUUUUGUGUGUUGUGAGUCAAUCAGCGAGCUACUUCUAGUAUUUGAACUAAUCCUUUCCGUCAAAGAAGAGAAGGUACUUAUUUUCUUCCCUUAAAUUGGUCAUUAUUUUUGAUCGAAUCCAAGGGUUUCACUUUAAGCUUUGAUUCAUAUUAAGGUGCUUAGUACUGAACGUGACCUAAAUAUUUUCGAUUUAGAAACGUUAUUGAUGUUGAUGUUCCCAUUGCAUCAUGAUUUGUGGGAACGAGAAUCAUCUGUUCCUUGAUGUUGAUGUUCCCAUUGAAUUUUUCAGGAGCAAAAACUCUGAUUUUGGAGCAUCGUUAGUGUUGUUCUCUUCCCAUAUUGUUAAAACGACUUCGUUUGGUUGAAGAAAAAGCUUCCUGUGGUUGAAGUCUCUCUGCUCAACCUAAGAGAUGAAAAUAGUCAAGGCAAAUGCAGGAGCACUGACCAAUUUCGAAGUGCUUGACUUUCUUAACUCGAGAGGUGCAUCAAAAGAUACUACAAGAGUUAUAGCUCCAAUUGCUAGAUCAGAAUACAAGGUCUAUGAUUAUUUGGUGGAGACUGCUGCUUCCACUCAAACACGAGAGAGCAUUAACAAAUUCGCAGACAAGUGUAAAGAUUUCAAACUCGCUAAAGCUGAGAUUCUCAAUAUCAUCAAUCUCCGGCCUUCUUCUAUAGUCGAACUGUUACCGGUUUGUUUGUUGUUUCUAGCUUAUACACUACCAUUUCUAUCACUGCAUUUAAUUUCUCUUCUUCAUGGUUUAUAACAUUUGUUGAUUGUGACUCUCUUGUAGAUCAUAGAGAACCUGGAUGAUCGAGAAAUCGACACUGAUGGGAUAUUAGAGCUUGUGAAGGAUUUGUUACCUCCUCUGCCUACAACUGCAAGUCCUAAAGAUGAUGAUGAAGAAGAAACAGAGAAUGGUGAACAGUCGUGACGUGCUAAUGAAGUUGUUGAGUUUAUGUUUUGAUUUUGUAACCAUCCUCUUAAACGCUUAUUAACUAGAUUGAGUUUGUUAUCUUUUAAGUUAAGAAGAUAAUCGAUCGAACAAUUUACGUCCAUUCAUUAACAAAGAAAAAAAAAACAGGUCCAUACUAAAUGAUUUAAACUUUA
Arabidopsis thaliana (thale cress) is the source of this 1570-nucleotide messenger RNA. RefSeq names its product RNA polymerase II, Rpb4, core protein. Gene Ontology annotation, biological process: DNA-templated transcription initiation; transcription initiation at RNA polymerase III promoter. NCBI's taxonomy places the organism in Eukaryota, Viridiplantae, Streptophyta, Magnoliopsida, Brassicales, Brassicaceae. Bases 873 to 1226 code for a protein of 117 amino acids. Gene Ontology annotation, cellular component: nucleus; RNA polymerase complex; RNA polymerase III complex. The transcript is spliced from 3 exons. Gene Ontology annotation, molecular function: nucleotide binding. The record is from RefSeq and is marked reviewed.